AUGGAAAUAUAUAGACCAGCACACUUGCUUCGCGUAUUCUGGUUUCGAAGAUUGUCUCCGUCCUGCAAUAGCGGUCACAGGGAUCACACUUUCUCCUCAUUUCAAGCAUCACCUAUCCCCUCCUUAUCAGCCCAGUUCGAGCCGAUUUAUUCGACUAACUCUGACUGGAACGAUCGGCGUCGGCGUAGCUACCAUUUCCCCGAUAACACGGAAGAAGUUGGCCUGAAUCGGACGCUUUUGAUAACCGGUCUUUCCUCUAUGCAUGAUUCGAAACGGCGACUCUAUAAAUCUCAAGGAGACACGAUAGACGAGGGAGAGAUCUGGUCGGACGGUGGUCCUAUUUGUGAUGAGGAGGUGAUGUGCCUAGGCUACCUUGAAGAUGCAACUAACAGUGCUCCCGACCUGUGGUACCUGGCGAAUAAGGCGUCUGUUUCUCGAAGCAAUGAAACCAAGAGAGGCAUCGCACGUCUUUUUGUGAAAACGCCGCCCAGACUUACUAUGCCCAAACUUGGGAUCAAAAUCAGUCAAACGAGUAGUACUGAUGCAGGCGGUAGAAGCACCAGUUUCGAGGGUCAGCAAGAAACAGACGCUGAGAUUAGUGGAGGAAAGCAAGAACUUCCGGCCGGUCGACACAAGGCGUCGCCAGGUGUGGUUCGACUUGAGGCGGUGACUGGACAGACUGUCCGAUUGGCCUGCCACGUACUUAAAUGGGGUCUGCCGCGGGCUCAGCGCGUCUGGAUGCGCAAUGCACAACAAAUCCACGAGGUCUCUAUGAGCAGGUCAGUUUAA
Molecule: messenger RNA, 789 nt
Organism: Protopolystoma xenopodis
Lineage: Eukaryota; Metazoa; Platyhelminthes; Monogenea; Polystomatidea; Polystomatidae
Source: the annotation of a GenBank genome assembly